AUGGAAAAUAUGUCUCGCCAGCUGAUAUGGGCUGUAGCCAUUCUAUUACUAGUUGCAAGGUCGGCCAUGGCUGCACCAUCGUGUGCGCAGGUUAAGCAUGAGACAACUCCUUGCUUGACCUUCCUGCAACUGCAAGGUGAAGUGAUUCAAGACCCAUCUCCGGCUUGUUGUUCAGGUAUUAAGUACAUCGCAAGCCAAGCAAAUACUAAGGCUGAUCGGAUUUCCAUGUGUGACUGUGUAAAGGAAGCUUUGUCUUCCAUCUUGUAUGAUCCUCAGCGCCUCCCUCUUCUUCCCAAUUUGUGUGGAGUGAAACUUAAUCUGCCUCCAAUCGACCAAAAUUAUAACUGUGACGAGUAA
Ilex paraguariensis (yerba mate) is the source of this 357-nucleotide messenger RNA. Lineage: Eukaryota; Viridiplantae; Streptophyta; Magnoliopsida; Aquifoliales; Aquifoliaceae. The record is from the annotation of a GenBank genome assembly.